This is a messenger RNA of Acanthopagrus latus (yellowfin seabream), 1370 nucleotides long. RefSeq names its product negative elongation factor complex member E (gene nelfe). Gene Ontology annotation, cellular component: NELF complex. The record is from RefSeq and is a predicted model, not a curated record. The transcript has 11 exons. Gene Ontology annotation, biological process: negative regulation of transcription elongation by RNA polymerase II. The coding region runs from base 86 to 1144 and encodes 352 amino acids. NCBI's taxonomy places the organism in Eukaryota, Metazoa, Chordata, Actinopteri, Spariformes, Sparidae. Gene Ontology annotation, molecular function: RNA binding.
CAAAUCGUCACAAGCAGCUCCUACGUCAUAUUUACGCGUCCGUGUUGUUGAGGUGUACGCCACAGUUUGAAUUCCUGUUGCCGUCAUGGUGGUGUUUCCGAGUUCACUCACAGAGGAAGAGGAAGCUCUGCAAAAGAAAUAUGCUAAACUCAAAAAAAAGAAAAAGGCUUUACUCGCCUUAAAGAAACAGAGUUCAACCAACCAGACAAACCAGAGUGGUUUGAAACGGACUUUGUCGGACCAGCCUGUCGUUGACACGGCAACAGCGACAGAGCAAGCAAAGAUGCUGAUCAAGUCGGGUGCUAUCAGUGCCAUCAAAUCAGAGAACAAGAACUCAGGCUUCAAACGAUCUCGAAUGCUGGAAAUCAAACUCAAGGACCCUGAGAAAGGCCCAGUCCCUGCUUUCCUACCAUUCCAGAGGAGUGUCUCUACAGAUGAAGAACAACCUGAGUCGGGGAAGAGAGCCCAGAGGAAAUCUCUGUAUGAGAGCUUCGUCAGCUCAAGCGACCGAUACAGGGAAGAGGACGAGGGAGCCAGCAUGUCAACCAACCGUGAAAUGGAGAGAGACAGAGACAGAGAGCGAGACCGCGAGAUGGAUAGAGAGCGGGACAGAGAGAGAGAGCGAGACCGGGAGAGGGAUAGAGAUCGCGGUCGGGACAGAGACAGGGAACGGGACAGAGAGCGAGACAGAGAGAGAGACCGAAGCAGAGAAAGGGAUCGGGAGCGGGACAGGGAGCGGGAUCGAGAGAGAGAUGGACCGUUCAGAAGGUCAGAUUCAUACCCAGAGCGGAGAGGGGUGCGAAAGGGCAACACGGUGUAUGUUUAUGGCUCUGGGCUCACCGAGGAGAGCCUGCGCUCUGCGUUCUCUCAACAUGGAAACAUCAUCGACCUCUCCAUGGACAACCCACGCAAUUGUGCAUUUAUUACGUUUGAGAAGAUGGAGUCUGCAGACCAGGCUGUCGCUGAGUUAAAUGGAAGCACAGUGGGAGACGUUCACAUCAAAGUCAGCAUCGCCAGGAAGCAGCCCAUGCUGGAUGCUGCCACUGGCAAAUCUGUGUGGGCUUCACUGGCUGUGCAGAACAGCACUAAAGGCUCCUACAGGGACAAGAGGAACCAGGUCGUGUACAGUGAAGAUUUCCUGUGAUUUAAAAGAGAUGUGUUUUCCAUGUUUUUGUUGAAAGGAUGACCUGUUAGCCACCAGCUUUAAGUGUCUUUUUUGCAGGAUAAAUACUGAAUGACCUGUUUUUUUUUUCGGUUAGCUGGCUGUAGUUCACAUGUUCGGUGUGUGGUGCUGUGUGUGGCAGCUUUGCUCAUGAAACUGAAGAAAAACUGUUUCUUGGAGCUCAAUAAAUAGUAUCCAUACAUUUUUA